Nicotiana tabacum (common tobacco) is the source of this 599-nucleotide messenger RNA. NCBI's taxonomy places the organism in Eukaryota, Viridiplantae, Streptophyta, Magnoliopsida, Solanales, Solanaceae. The record is from RefSeq and is a predicted model, not a curated record.
GGUGUCUCCAACAAACUCUCCUUUACUAGAGUCUAUAAACAAGGAAGAAAAGUUGGCCAAAACAAAUCCAACAAAAAACUUUCUGAAUAUUUCUCUCUUCAAUUUGAUAUUUUGCAUAUAAAGAAGCUGGUUAAAGUACGGCCAGGGGAGAAUACUUUGAUAGAAUAUUGAACGGGAACUGGAAUAGGAAUUGUUACCGGCGGAUCUUUACCUAGAAUCGAAGCUGACCUUUAACUAGCCCACAACUACGUAAAUAAUAAUGGUAUGUUUUUGCUUUCUAGUAGACCAGAAGAGGAUUAUGAGGCGGAGUAAACCGGUGGCUGGCUCGUGUUCGAGGUGCGGCCAUGGUGCUAAAGUGGCUGAUAUGCGCACUGCCACCAGAUUUUGUUAUAUCCCAUUUUACUUCAAGUCUUGGAAGGCUAUUGUCUGUAGUUUCUGCGGUGCCAUUCUCAAAUCCUACAGAUAAUUAGCUCUUUCUUUUUUGUGCUUCCGAUGCCCAAAGAAUUUCGCGUUCACGCGGGAUCCGGGUGUCACACCCCUUUUCUACCCCCAAAAGAUAUAUAUGUCAUAUAGAUUGGGUUAAAGAGUUUUUCCAAUUA